AUGGUACAAACUCCACUCGCUCCAUGUUUAACCAGGGAGAGUGUAAGAUACCCUGGAGGACUAAAACGUGAUCUACAAGACUUAGAAAAUGGGAUUAAAAUAGGAGUAACUAUACUAAAAGUGAGCAGGGGGAAAAUUAACAGAAAUAUUGUCCCACACGAGUGUAUCAGGGAAAGGUUAAGAGCACCAAGGCUGCAAGAUAAACUACGUGAGGGACGAUUGAGGUGGUAUGGACAUGUACGAAGGAGAGGCGAAGAGUAUGUAAGUGGAGGAGUGGAGAAUAUGAAGAUCGGAAUAAGAAGACAAGGGAGACCAAGACGGAGGAUGCAUGACUGCCACCGCGAGGACACGAGGGAAGUCGGAGUCCGAGAGCAUGACGCGCAAGACCGACGCAGCUGGAACCAGAAGAUCCGCACCGGCGACCCAUGA
Molecule: messenger RNA, 429 nt
Organism: Penaeus monodon (black tiger shrimp)
Lineage: Eukaryota; Metazoa; Arthropoda; Malacostraca; Decapoda; Penaeidae
Exons: 2
Coding region: 1-429 (142 amino acids)
Source: RefSeq, a predicted model, not a curated record